AUGUGGAGACGAAAUAUCACGUCGAAAUAUUCCAAUGAUUAUUAUUUGACAGUGACAACGGAUUGUCACAAUUUCCAGAUGUCACGUGGGUACAUCAGGUCGACCUUGACCCGGGAAGAAGAAGAGUUCCCCAUCGCGUACACCAUCAUGGCAUACAAAGACUCUGAAAUGGUUGAGAGGCUACUGCGGGCUAUCUACAGACCACAGAACUAUUACUGUAUUCACGUGGACAAAAAAGCACCAGAGGGAUUUUAUCUGACAAUUUCGGCCAUAGCUCAAUGUUUCCCUAACGUUUUUCUGACGUCCAAGAGAAUUGAUGUCAAAUGGGGUCAGUUCUCUGUUCUAGAACCUGAGAUAAUCUGUAUGAGAGAACUCUUUCGCUACAAGAAAUGGAAAUAUUUUAUCAAUCUGACUGGGCAAGAGUUUCCGUUAAAAACAAACUACGAGAUUGUCAAAAUACUGAAAGCAUUUAGAGGUGCCAAUAGCAUUAAUGGAACCAUAAAAUAUGCGUACUCGUCAAGAUGGAGAGGGAAAAAACCUCCAGAUGGAAUCCGUUUAGUUAAAGGAUCUGUGCAUAUUGUUGCCAAUAGAGACUUUGUGAGAUUUGUACUCUACAAUGGGGUUGCUUACAAGUUUCAAUCCUGGACCAAAGGUACCGAGAUUCCUGAUGAAACAUUCUUUCCUUCACUGAACUUUAACCCACAGCUGGGGUUAAAGGGCACUUACAAAGGUAAUCCGGAUGAUGUGUAUGAGUUUAUAGCCAGGUACAAGAUAUGGUCUAACACUACUGGGGAUGUCUGUGACGGUGUAUUUGUUAGAGGAAUCUGUAUACUGGGUACAGGGGAUCUACCCAGGCUGGGCCAAGCCAAAGAAUUAUUCGCCAACAAAUUUUACCUACACGAAGACAGGCUUGCGAUUGGUUGUCUGGAGGAGAAGAUCUUCAACGACACGCGCGAUGUGUACAUGGGGGUCAAGGUCGUCAACACCAGCUUUUAUGAACGUUUGAAUUUUGUUCAACAUCAGGUGGAAUAA
Messenger RNA from Physella acuta, 1032 nucleotides. Its product is annotated as beta-1,3-galactosyl-O-glycosyl-glycoprotein beta-1,6-N-acetylglucosaminyltransferase-like. The record is from RefSeq and is a predicted model, not a curated record. Lineage: Eukaryota; Metazoa; Mollusca; Gastropoda; Physidae. Gene Ontology annotation, molecular function: acetylglucosaminyltransferase activity. Gene Ontology annotation, cellular component: membrane.